Molecule: messenger RNA, 1377 nt
Organism: Hemicordylus capensis (graceful crag lizard)
Lineage: Eukaryota; Metazoa; Chordata; Lepidosauria; Squamata; Cordylidae
Gene: SERPINI2
Product: serpin family I member 2
Exons: 7
Coding region: 361-1362 (333 amino acids)
Biological process (GO): negative regulation of endopeptidase activity
Molecular function (GO): serine-type endopeptidase inhibitor activity
Source: RefSeq, a predicted model, not a curated record
GAUGGGUUUAAUUGAAAAUAAACUCCUGUGCUAAACUCUGUCUCCAGCUAAACUCAGAGAUUUCUGGCUGCUUGGAUUUUAGUCCCAAACCCUUUCCCCUCCCCUUUUUGCCUGUUUCUACAAUGUAUCUGGGAACCUGUGAAAUAUCUAUUAUUAAACCAUUUGCUAGCAGGCCCCUAGAUAGCAAAGACGGUCUAGUGUCCGUUUUGAGAGCAAUUCAAAAAAAUAACUUUGCCAGUUAAUGACACCUCAGAUAAGCAACAACAGAUUGGAAUGGAGUGUGGUUUCUCUUCCGAGGUACUCAGACCUUCCCAUUCAGUUGGAACACUUCAAAUGUCCUGCUGCUAAAUCCUCUUGCAAAUGGCAAGCCAGCUUAGUUUAUAUAACGGUGCCGCCCUUUGGGAAGAAAAGCAGCCUUUCAUAACACAUUUUGUGACUACCUGUUAUGUGCCUGCCCCAUUAAUCAAGCUACUUUCCCUGAUAAAUGUUGCUUUGCAAAUGCCCUUGGCUGUCUACUUGCUCUUUGCAUCACACGACAGCCUGUGUUGGUUGUACCGGUUUGCUGCCGUAUUGUUGAAGGUUGAACCUUAUGUUGUUGUUUUUCCAGGUAAAAUAAGACAUCUUGUUACAAGUGAUGACCUUGGUCCUCUGACUAGAAUUCUUGUGGUGAAUGCUCUGUAUUUCAAGGGGAACUGGAAGCAGACAUUCAAAGCAGAGGGCACCAGAAUGAUGGCAUUCACCAAGAGUGAUGGUUCCAUAACCAAAAUACCAAUGAUGCACCUUCAGCUCUCUACAAAGCUUGGCCACUUUACUGACCAUACUGUGAGUUACCAGGUUUUGGAGCUGCCAUACAAAGGAGAGGAAUUCAGUCUGCUUCUAAUCCUUCCUGCAGAAGAUGUGGCUAUAGAGGCGGUAGAAAAACUCAUUACAGCUGAGCUGAUAAAAAAUUGGCUUGCUGGGAUGGAAGAGUAUGAAGAGGUAGAACUCAGCCUUCCUAGGUUUAAGAUAGAACUAACGGUGGACUUGAAAGAAAUUCUCCAGCCUCUCAACGUUACUGAGAUAUUUAAUAAUGGAUGUGACCUUUCUGGAAUAACAGACGCUGCUGAUGUACAUAUUUCUAAAGCCAUUCAAAAAGUCUGCAUUGAGGUAAAUGAAGAUGGCAGUGAAGCUGCAGCAUCUACUGGUAUGCAUGUGGCAGCAAUCAUGAGCAUAUCACGAAACCAGUUUGUGGCUAACCGGCCAUUCCUGUUUAUCCUGAAACAUAAUUCUACAGGGAGGGACUUCAAUCAGGGAAAAAGUGCAGGGAAGCAGACUGAACACUAUUUCCCUGAUCAAAUUAGCCCCCUUCCACAGCUGCUUUAAAGAUGCCAGAAAAGC